Molecule: messenger RNA, 2377 nt
Organism: Molossus molossus (Pallas's mastiff bat)
Lineage: Eukaryota; Metazoa; Chordata; Mammalia; Chiroptera; Molossidae
Gene: P4HB
Product: prolyl 4-hydroxylase subunit beta
Exons: 11
Coding region: 58-1587 (509 amino acids)
Biological process (GO): protein folding; response to endoplasmic reticulum stress
Cellular component (GO): endoplasmic reticulum; external side of plasma membrane
Molecular function (GO): protein disulfide isomerase activity
Source: RefSeq, a predicted model, not a curated record
GCUCUCGUGGCCUCGCUGUCCGGCGGCGCCAACUGAAGCGCACUACCUGCUGCCGACAUGCUGCGCCGAGCUCUGCUCUGCCUGGCCCUGGCCGUGCUGACCCGCGCGGGCGCUGACCCCGACGAGGAGGACAACGUCCUGGUGCUCAACAAGGGCAACUUCGAGGAGGCGCUGGCGGCCCACAAGUACCUACUGGUGGAGUUCUAUGCCCCUUGGUGUGGCCACUGCAAAGCUCUCGCCCCUGAAUAUGCCAAAGCAGCUGGGAAACUGAAGGCCGAAGGCUCCGACAUCAGGCUGGCAAAGGUAGAUGCCACGGAGGAGUCUGACCUGGCCCAGCAGUAUGGCGUCCGUGGCUACCCUACCAUCAAGUUCUUCAAGAACGGAGACACGGCUGCCCCCAGAGAGUAUACAGCUGGCAGAGAAGCCGACGACAUUGUGAACUGGCUGAAGAAGCGCACGGGCCCCGCGGCCACCACAGUGCCGGACGCGGCUGCUGCGGCAGCCCUGGUCGAGUCCAGUGAGGUGGCCGUCCUCGGCUUCUUCAAGGAUGUGGAGUCGGACUUUGCUAAGCAGUUCCUGCUGGCAGCAGAGGCCAUCGAUGACAUACCCUUCGGGAUCACAUCCAACAGUGAUGUGUUUUCCAAAUACCAGUUGGACAAGGAUGGGGUUGUCCUCUUCAAGAAGUUUGACGAAGGCCGGAACAACUUUGAGGGGGAGAUCACCAAAGAGAAGCUGUUGGACUUCAUCAAGCACAACCAGCUGCCACUGGUCAUCGAGUUCACUGAGCAGACGGCCCCGAAGAUCUUCGGCGGUGAAAUCAAGACUCACAUCCUGCUGUUCCUGCCCAAGAGUGUGUCUGACUACGACGGCAAACUGAGCAGCUUCAAGAACGCUGCGCAGGGCUUCAAGGGCAAGAUCCUGUUUAUAUUCAUCGACAGUGACCAUGCCGACAACCAGCGCAUCCUCGAGUUCUUCGGCCUCAAGAAGGAGGAGUGCCCUGCCGUGCGCCUCAUCACCCUGGAGGAGGAGAUGACCAAGUACAAGCCCGAGUCGGACGAGCUGACGACAGAAAAGAUCACGGACUUCUGCCGCCGCUUCCUGGACGGCAAGAUCAAGCCUCAUCUGAUGAGCCAGGAGCUGCCCGAAGACUGGGACAAGCAGCCUGUGAAAGUGCUGGUCGGCAAGAACUUCGAAGAGGUUGCUUUCGACGAGAAAAAGAACGUGUUUGUGGAGUUCUACGCUCCGUGGUGCGGGCACUGCAAGCAGCUGGCUCCCGUCUGGGACAAGCUGGGGGAGACGUACAAGGACCAUGAGAACAUUGUCAUCGCCAAGAUGGACUCGACAGCCAACGAGGUGGAGGCCGUCAAAGUGCACAGCUUCCCCACACUCAAGUUCUUCCCUGCCGGCCCAGACAGGACGAUCAUCGAUUACAACGGGGAGCGGACGCUAGAUGGUUUUAAGAAGUUCUUGGAGAGCGGUGGCCAGGAUGGGGCUGGGGAUGAUGAUGAUCUGGAAGAUCUAGAGGAAGCAGAGGAGCCUGACCUGGAGGAAGAUGACGACCAGAAAACUGUGAAAGACGAACUGUGAUGUGGAAACCAGUCCUGGCACCCGACGUGCCCCUCGGGCCGCACCCCCAGCAGCACAGCCUUGAGCUGUGCACCCUCCCGGGAGGACAGAGCACCCAUUGGAAACGCAGGGAACUCGGAAGCAACACUUUGGCCCUGACACGCGUACAUUUAAACCCGUCUCUUCCUUCUGCUUUUCAGUUUUUGGAAAGGGUCUCUCCAGGCCAGCCCAUGUGGGUGGGCUGUUUUUAAUUUGUGAUGUACUUUUUCGUACACAGUUUGACCAGAGCUCUCGCUAAAAUGUUUUGACAUCUCACGCCGGCAGUGUUGCCUGCCUAUUAGGUUUAUUAUAUUAUCACUAAAAUUAGUCCAUCUGUGGGAUUUUUAGACAUUUUGGAACGUUUGGGCGUCUGUUCCACCUUGGCCGGGCCGCCCUGGAGACCGGUGCCCCCUGUGGAGAGGGAUGGAGCCAGGCUGCACGGCCCACCCCACCUGUGGCCAUUGGCGUGGCUGCGUGGGGCUCCUGCCGCGUCUGGUCGAUGGAGACUUCAGGUCUCUGUCACAGGGGCCCCGCCACCACAGGGGCGGUGGGAACUGGCUGGGCCAAGACUGAUCCCCUCCCAGAACUGGGUCCUGGCUGUUCUGACCUCCAGGUUGGCCUGCAGCCUGUGCCGAACAGAGCCAGGCCCUCCGCUCCCAGGCCGGGAGACGGCUGGGGACGCUCGAGCCCAGUCAGUUGUCCACAGUUCUCGGGGGCAUUUCUACCACAAUAUUGGAGUUGAACACAUUGGCUGAAUAAAGUUGAAAUUUUA